AUGGCAAUGAGAUAUCUCCUCCUCGGCCUCGGCCUGGGCCUAUCUGGUGCCAACGCAAUGCCAAAUCAAGUUCUCGGCACUCGAACCAAUUCCGAAAGUCGAUCGAGCUCCGCUGUAGCCUCUGCAGAGUCUCCCACAGUCUAUAUUGACACCUAUGCGGCCACGGUGCAGGGAAAUCGAUCACAAUACGUCAAUUCAGUCUACAACUUCAAGGCCAUCCCGUUUGCCUCAGCCCCUACCGGCGAGUAUCGUUGGAAGCAUCCGCAGCACGUUUCUGGAUGGUCAGGUAUUCGUGAUGCGACCCACUUUGCCCCAGACUGUCCACAAACCGGGUCGGAUAACUAUUCUGAGGAUUGUCUGUAUUUGAACAUUUGGACUCCAGACUCGGUUCCGCUCAACAAUGUGGUCAAUAACACCAUUACUGGCAUUGGUGUUUCUCCAGCCAACACGACCGAGAGUUUACCUGUUUACGUCUGGUUCUAUGGUGGCCGCUUCGGCGCCGGCUCUGCUAGUCAGUCGACAUUUGAUGGUGCCGGGUUGGCUGCUAAGGGUGUUGUCGUCGUGACCGUUAACUAUCGUCUCGGGGCGUUGGGCUGGCUUGCGCAUCCGGAAUUGAGCGCUACCUCGGGAAGUGGAACCUCCGGCAACUAUGGUCUGGUCGAUCAACAGGCUUCGUUGCACUGGACAAACGAAAACAUUGCUGCUUUUGGUGGUGAUGCUUCGCGGAUCACUAUUGGUGGGCAAUCUGCAGGCGCUGCGUCGGUGUUAGACCACCUCAACAGUGAACUGGCAGAUGAUCUUUUCGAGCAAGUCAUCUCUGAAAGUGGUGCUACCUAUCCAUCGAACCCGCUCAUUGGUAGUCUUGCUGAGAGCUACCGUCAUUUGGGCGAAGCUGAAAAACAAGGCGUCUCUUACCUUUCCAGCCUCAACAUCAGCAACAUCACCGUGGCGCGUGAUGCACCCCUCGACUUGUUCUUGGAUAGCGGUGAUUUGAAUGAUGUUACUUUCAAGGACACUGUCUUUGCAAACAACUCGGCUUAUAUUGAGCCUCCCUUGUUUAGACCCGUGUUAGAUGGAUAUGUGCUUCCAGCCACCUACCAUGAAAUGCUCGUGCGCGGAAACCACACAACUGCUCCCGUGUUGACCGGAGGCAAUCUUGAUGAGAACGGAGCCACACCAAACCCCGGCUUCACUGUCAGUAGCUACAAAGCACAGAGUCAAUACGAAUUUGGCAGUGUUGGACUGGCAGAGGAAUACUUCAAGCUGUACCCUGCUGGUAGCAGUAACACGAGCGCCGACACCGCCAUCAACACCUUCUACCAAGACCAGACGAAGGUUUCCAUUUGGCUCUGGGCAAGCGAGUACCUUGCUGGGUCUGCGCGCAAUACUUCCGGCAAUGGAACCUACCAAACAUAUACCUACUAUUGGACACACGCCCCUCCCGGUCAGGAUGCAGGUGCCUACCAUGGCAGUGAGCUCAACUAUGCGUUCAACAACUUGUAUGCGACCGACUUGCCUUGGACUUCCAAGGAUUAUGAAAUCGCCGACAAGCUUUCCAGCUACUGGGCAAACUUCAUCAGCUCUGGCAAUCCUAAUGGUAAAGGUUUGCCUCAGUGGCCAGAGGCCAGUUCAAAGAAGGCAGUCACUAUGGAGCUUGGCGACGCGUGGAAGCCCAUCACCGUGGCUAGUGAGGAGAAGAUCUCAUUCAUCCGCAAAUGGUUCUCCAAGUGGCCAGUUUAUUAG
Molecule: messenger RNA, 1743 nt
Organism: Penicillium angulare
Lineage: Eukaryota; Fungi; Ascomycota; Eurotiomycetes; Eurotiales; Aspergillaceae
Product: carboxylesterase/lipase family protein
Exons: 1
Coding region: 1-1743 (580 amino acids)
Source: RefSeq, a predicted model, not a curated record